AUGAAUAGACAAGACAAUGUUCCAAUUUCGAAUCAACAACCACAACGGAAAAAAUGUCAUGGUAAUCGACAAGAUCAACGUUUUAGAAGAAAAUGUCGUGCACAAGGAAUGAAUGCAACAUUAAUAGAGAAAAAACUUGCUCGACGAAAACAAAUUCAAAAUAAGAAGAAUUCAACAAAGAACAAUGUCACAAAUACAAGUAAUAAUACUGUAAAUGUACCAGUUUCAACAAUGACAAAUCUUAGCAAACGCAAACGAGAUCUAUCCUUACAAACAUUAAAUACAACGAAUCAAAUUAUAGGAAAAUCAACAAGUUCAAUAUCGCUAGCACAACCAUUAAUGAAAAAAACCAAAAAAGAAAAUAAUAAAAUAAUUAUAGAUUCAUCCAUCAUCGUGAUUAAUAAUAAUAUAAUGAAUACGAACUAUCGACGACCAUUGUAUUUGACACAAUCACCACCUCUACUUUUCAAGAAGUUAGCUACAAGAUUAAAAUAUUUCUUAAAGAAAGAACAUGAACAAAAAUUUAUCUACAUACGACUGGAUCUAUUCGAUCAACACUAUUAUCUACAAGUCUAUCAACAUUUAUGGCAAUCUUAUUUAGAUAUUGGUUUACAACAACAUAUAUGGCCAGAUGCACUCUAUAAAAUGGCAAAUACGGCGACUGAUACUCAGCUAUGCCAUAAAUAUCUUCUUAAUUAUCUGGAAUAUUUGAAAAAACUAUUGUAUCAAUGUCAAUUAGAAUUAGACAAACAAUCUCAAACAUGUCCAACAACAGGUCUAUCAUUAGAACAGAUUGAUCAUUGUCUAAAAGAAUAUGUUCAUAGUGAAAGAAACUAUUUAUCAACGAGAAAUAAUAAUCAAUUAAUUAAAUUUAAAGAGACUAUUCAUGAAAAAGAUUUAUACAAAACAAUUGCUACUUAUCAAUUAUCCAUAAAUUUGACUGAAUAUAUAAAUAAAUUAAUAACAAUACGUCAACAACAAGGAGAAAUUUGGAAAGAUUAUCUUAUAUUACAACUGCGCAUUUUAUGCAAAUUUUUACCAGAAAACUUUGGUCAUUUAGAACAUUUUAUUGGAUCUAUAAUUUAUUUACCAUUGAAUAACGAUCAACGUAGUAUUGAACUCAAAAAUAAACGUUAUAAAUUUAUACAAGAAGCAAAACGUGCUUGGUUAAAUAUUUUCUUCAAUGCUUAUGAACAUCAAUUACAAAAAUAUGAACAACAAUAUGAAAAUGAAUUUAAACAAUUGGAAAUACACCUAUUAAAUCGUAUUACAAUCGAUGGUUCAUCUAUUCUCAAUAAGAUCAAUGAAUAUUUAACUUAUCGAACAAAUCGAUUAAAACAAGAUAUUUCGAAGAAAAUAUCAUCAUCUCGAGGUAUACUACUUAAAAAUCGUCAACGUUCCUCAUCUACUAAAAAUAUGAUUGGUGUAUCACCUGAACCAUAUCUUGAUCUCAUCAAGAAUCCAUUCAAUCGAUUACAAUGGAAUCAACUUACACUUGGUCCAUCUUAUAUAAGAUUAAAUCAAAGUGCUAUCCGUCCACAUAAACAACAAAUAAAAGAAAUAGAAAAGGAACAUAAAGAGAUUUAUAAUAAAAUUGAACGAGAUCUAAUUAAAAAUCAAGGUAUUCCGUUGGGAGCAUCAGUUUUUAAACAAUAUUCAACAAAUCUUCGUAAUUAUCUUCAACAUUCAUAUUUUACUCCAUUACAAUAUAAAGAUUACAUACAAGCUCAACAGCAAGCACGAAUUGCUACAUCUAUUCGAAUAUUAAUUCAAAAACAAAAUCUAAUUAUUCGUCUUACUGAUAAAGGUCAUAAUUUUUACAUUGGUUCAGCGAUUGACUUUGAUAAAAAAGCACAGAAAUUCUUUUCUGAUACAAAAGCUUUCAAAGAAUUAUCCGACAAUCCAUUCAAUGAAAUUUUCAAUAAAGAUGAUAUACCAGUUCGUCCAAUUGAAAAUACGACUCAUGCUUCAACAACAAAUAUUUCAAAAUUUUUAGAUAGAAUAUUACAACCUAUAUUCAACGAUAAAUGUAAGGAUACAAUCAUUAUUGACGGUGCUUCGUUAAUUGAUGGACUUGAUAAAUACACUAAAAAAGGUCUAUUUAAAUCAUCAACUCUUUUCUGUACGUUUGAUAUUCAUAAUUUAUAUACUAUGUUACCACAAGAAGAAUCAUUGAAAAUAUUAAUUGAAUUUCUUAAUGUACAUGGAUAUACAAAAGUCACAGGCAUUGAUCCCAUUACAAUAAAAGAAUUAGCGUCAAUUGUAUUACAAGAAAAUGUAUUUGUCUAUGGUAAAAAAUUCUAUAAACAAACAACUGGUGGAGCAAUGGGUUCAUCAUUUAAAUUAACUCUAGCCAAUAUAUUUAUGUGGAAAUGGCAAAAAGAAUUUGUUCGUCAUCAAGAUAUUACCUGUGAAUUCUAUGGAAGAUAUAUUGAUGAUAUUUUUAUGACAUGGAAUAGAUCAGAAAAAGAAUUACGAAAAUUAUUAGAUCAAGCAAAUACAUGGCAUCCAAAUAUUAGAUUAGAUUAUAAAAUCGGUCAAAGUCUUCCAUUUCUUGAUGUACUUCUUACAAAUAAUAAUGGUAUUCUAUCAACAUCUGUCUAUCAUAAGCCAGCAGCGGAACCAUAUGUUACACCGUUUAUAUCUGAUCAUCCUCGGCAUGUUUUUAAAAAUAUUGUACAAAAUGCACUUACAAAAGCUGUACGAUAUUCAUCUACAUAUCAAGCAUUUCAAAAUGAACAACUUUACAUUAAACUAAUGUUAUUAUAUAAUGGUUAUCCAUUCACAUUUAUCGAUCAACAAUUUCGAAAAUUUUCAAUAGAACAUAUAUCAUCAUCGUCUUCAUCCCCAUUUCUACCAAUCAUUUGUAGUCAACAACAAUUUAUACAUACUCGUCAAAAUAUAUUACGAAAACCAACACGUCAACAAUCACAAAUAGCUAUCAGUAUAGCAACAACGGAUCUAGACAACACGUCAACAAAUGCAAACGUAUUACACACAACACCUAUAUUACAGACUGAGGAGAACAAAGAUACACAACUCAAUAAGAACAUAAUUGUUCACUAUACGCAUGAAAAGCGUUUUCAUUCAUUUAAACGAGAUAUGCAUCGAAUACUCGAUGAUACAUUUGAAACACAACUAAACAAAGAUAUCAAAUUAAUUGUAGGAAAUAGAAAUCGUCGUAAUACUCAAAACGAACUUAUACGUAAGCGACCGAAAAAGUCACUCUUACAAAACAGAGUUCCUAAAAGUAAGUAUAUAUCGGAUAUCGAAUAUAUUUAUUAACUACUCGUUUACAUUUAGAGAGGACGAAAGCAUCGAAUCGAAGAGCAACUACUACCACCUAACAAAUUUGUAGUAAAACAUAAAAUAACUAUCUGAAUAUAACAAAAUCUAUUGUAACGACUUGUUUUCUUUUUUUCUCUUCUAUCAAUAAAUUUUUUCUGUAUCGUAGUACUUAUUAUUAUCAUCUUUAAUCUUAACUCAUCUUUUUCAUUUGUAAUUCUAGAUAACUUUUACAUUUUAAGAAACAAGGAAAUGGCUCAAUUAAUUAAUGGAGAAAUCGUCCUGAUGUCACUAUUAGAUUCAUUACGACUUCAAGAAAGUAGAAAAAAACCAAAAAACAUUACAGCAAAAACAACGACAAUGGCGAAAGAAUCAACAAAGACAUCAACUAAAU
Molecule: messenger RNA, 3679 nt
Organism: Adineta steineri
Lineage: Eukaryota; Metazoa; Rotifera; Eurotatoria; Adinetida; Adinetidae
Source: the annotation of a GenBank genome assembly